ACCCUUCCGGCUCUGCCGGCUGCCUCCUGCUGCUCCCGUGGGGCCGUGCCCCGCACCCCGCAGAGCUCCCGGGAUGGGGCUCUUCAGCAGGAAGCGUCACCGUCGCUACAGGGCUGUGCCCCGUUACAAUCCUGUGUGGCCCCGUGGUGAUGCUGCAAGCACAAGCGGCCCUGAUCUUGAGGAGAAAGAUCUGAACAAGCUGCACCACGCUGCCGCCCACGGUCACCUGUCCUGGCUGAGGUUCUGGCACUCGUGGCUCAAGAUCUGGGGCAUGGACUGCCGUGACAGGGAGAAUCGGACACCUCUCCAUCUGGCGUGUGCCAACGGCCACACAGAGGUUGCCAGAUUCCUUGUAAAGCACGGCAGCCAGUUGGAUGCUGUUGAUAAUUUUGGGAGAACACCCCUGAUGAAGGCAGUACAGCUCAGAGAACAAGACUGUGUGACUUUUCUGCUAGAGCAGGGUGCUGACCCAAAUCUUGCAGACAUCGAUGGCAACACUGCCCUCCAGUUGGCCAUCCUGGCUCGUAGUAAAAACCUCGUGGGGCAGUUAAUCAAGCAUGGUGCCAAACUGGAUGCCAAGAAUAAGAAGGGCAGUACCCCACUAACUCUUGCUAUCACUGAAGAACACAAGGAGAUAUUAGAAGAUCUCCUGAAAGCAGGAGCUGAUGUGCAUGCUCGAGAUGAGCAUGAAAGAACCCCACUGAUGAUUGCUGCUUCUGUUGGGGAGAUGUAUUUGGUCAAAGUUCUCCUUUCUCACGGAGCCAAUUUUUCCCAUGAAGACAAAGAUGGGAGGAUAGCUGUGGAUUAUGCUGAUCUCCAUGGCCAUUUACGGUAA
Molecule: messenger RNA, 835 nt
Organism: Calypte anna (Anna's hummingbird)
Lineage: Eukaryota; Metazoa; Chordata; Aves; Apodiformes; Trochilidae
Product: ankyrin repeat domain-containing protein 7-like
Exons: 5
Coding region: 74-835 (253 amino acids)
Molecular function (GO): protein binding
Source: RefSeq, a predicted model, not a curated record